AUGACAUUUCUAGAAGUAGCUAUUCCAUCCCUUGAACAAAAACAAGUUAAUUUACAUUCUUUGUUGAAUCACAAGCGAACGAAAAGAGGUAUCUUUAAUGGAGGAGGUACUAUCUUGAAAUGGAUUCUCGGCGUUGCCGAUAGUGAUGAUUUAGAUAGCAUUCACGAAGCUAUUGACCACGUAGAAAAAGACGAUGAUGAUGUUCUAAAUCUUAUGCAAGAACAAAUUCAUGUCAUUCGCACGACGAUGGGCAAUUUUGGCGAAUCAAUCGCAAGUCUAAAAGUCCAUGAAUCGACUCUUAACGCUAAUAUCGAUCAAUUAAAUGAUUUUCUUGCCAAUGAUAGCAUGUACAAGCAAAGGAAUGACAUAUCAAUCAAGCUACUUUCUUAUUUAAAUUCUGUUACUUAUUUGGUUAAUGAACUAAAUGAACAGUUGGAUGUCGUUGUAGAUGCAAUUUUAUUUGCAAAGUCGAACGCUAUCCAUCCUAAAAUCAUAUCACCUACGAAAUUCAUAGAUGAACUUAAUUCAAAAACUAAAUCUUUAGAAAAUGGUAAAACUUUCCCUUUACCAUUAGAAUCGUAUUAUGCAUUUAAACUUUUGGAAAUAUCAAAGAUUUCGUGUUCAUAUUACAAAGAACGCUUGGUGUUCAUUAUCGAAACACCUAUCUGUGAUUCAAUAAUAUUUAACCUUUAUAGAUCACUACCAUUACCUGUCAUAAAUCCUGAAUCAAAAUCCUAUCUCUACAUCGAACCUUCAUUUCCUUUUAUCCUCUUAUCCAACAACAAAAUGCAAUACAAACAACUGAAGGAUCUCAAACGCUGCCAGAAAAUAACUGAAGAAGAUUAUCUAUGCGAGAGUCACACAGUCUAUUCAACGUUGGAAAAUCCAUCAUGUGAAUCUGCACUAUUGACAACUCUGGCCGGAAAAAUUCCAAAUUCAUGUAAAACUUCAAAACUCCAUGGAACAAUAUACAUUUGGCACGAGCUGAAAUUCAAUCAAUGGCUUUUUGCAAUGAGCGAAAGAGACAGAUUGACUAUCAUAUGCAAAGAGAGGACUUAUGAUGAACCAGUCAGUGGUACGGGAAUCCUAACAUUAAACGAAAAAUGCACAGGAUACAGCAAAUUGAACAAACUCAGUCCGUCAUACAAACUCACUACUGAAUACAUUAAUAUAAUCCCCAGCUUUCCGAUAAUUGAUGAUUGCUGCGAGGAUAAAGUCAAUGAGACAAUACCACCAAUUCAUUUGAACCAAAUUCAUGUGUCAAAUAUCAGACUCGAUGAGUUACGUCAUACUACUCACCAACUAAACAAAUUCGAAAAGGAUCUACACGAUUUGAAAGAUAAACAUUUCCAUCACUCGACAAAAACCAAUUACCUUUUCACGAUCUUACAAGUAAUCAUUGGACUAAUCGUGCUUGUCACACUCUACAAAAUAUUACAAUGCAUUGGCUGCUUCACGUUAAUAGGCGCAUGCUGUCGAGGUCUCAAUUUCACUAAAUCAUGUACAAAAGAAUCCGGAUGUUGCGUAUCUAUCUAUAACAGCUGCACGAACACAGUUCCUGAACACCCCAUUCGCACACAACCACAAGUAAACUCAAUGCGACUCAGCGAACUUCAAAGAGUUAAUUCCGCUUCAUUAUAUGACUUACCGAUGAAUGUUGUAUCAACGCCCCCGCCGGUUAAUGAUCGUCGAGGAUAUCGUAUACGUAAAUCAUACCAUGGUUACUCACUGGACGACUAAUCAUCUGGAUGUGUCCAAGACCACCGUCACACUCAAAAGUGAAACUAAUACAUUCGAAAUUCUUGCCAAAUCACAAAUUCUUUUGAAAACUCAAUUUAUACACGUAAAUCGAUAACAAAGCCGAAUUCAAAUAUUACAUAAUUAUUAUCCUUAAGCCAGGAAAA
Bradysia coprophila is the source of this 1904-nucleotide messenger RNA. RefSeq lists its product as uncharacterized. Lineage: Eukaryota; Metazoa; Arthropoda; Insecta; Diptera; Sciaridae. The record is from RefSeq and is a predicted model, not a curated record.